Bombyx mori (domestic silkworm) is the source of this 5658-nucleotide messenger RNA. Its product is annotated as zinc finger protein 569. Gene Ontology annotation, biological process: regulation of transcription by RNA polymerase II. Gene Ontology annotation, cellular component: chromosome. Gene Ontology annotation, molecular function: chromatin insulator sequence binding. Bases 315 to 3482 code for a protein of 1055 amino acids. The transcript is spliced from 11 exons. NCBI's taxonomy places the organism in Eukaryota, Metazoa, Arthropoda, Insecta, Lepidoptera, Bombycidae. The record is from RefSeq and is a predicted model, not a curated record.
AGUCCGGCUGUCAAAAUUGAAAGUCUUAUAAACCUAGGUCUGUGAUUUAUUGUCUAUGCUUGAAAGUGUCAUGCGAUGUUUCCAAAAAAAGCGAAAAAACUUCUGAAAAAUAUUUUUGCUAAAUAAGCUCACUCCUUAGUACAUUUGAUAAACAAAUUUGUUAUUUAUAUAUAUUCAUUUGUUCGUUUUAUCGUCGGAGUAAGAUAUAACAUCAGACUCGGAUCUGGUAUUUUUCAGUGUAUCAAAGUAAUAUGAGAAUAAUAUGCUCACUGCUAAAGCCUAACAGGAAAUAAAUAUUUAUCUACUGAGCCAAGAUGAGUUCCGAUUCUGAAGACGAACCACUUUCGGUACUAGCAGCAAAAAGGAGAGCUCACCCUGAGACCAAAGAAUUGAUACUGCCGGAAGCGAUUGUCAUAGAAACGAGAAAGAGAAAGAAGAAAAAAUAUGUCAACACUAAAGGCCUAAGUAUUAGCAUUCAGCCAGCAAAACCGAUUAUCAUUGAGAGACCUGUAGAUGUUUGGCUGUAUUUAAAAGAUCUCAGUCCGGCAGGCCCUUAUAGCUGCUUAUUAUGUUCCUUUUGGUUCACAAAUCGCUCCAGACUUGUUGUUCAUUACAUUUUGAACCAUAAAAAGGAUUUCUGUGGAAUAUGCAGAUAUUUUGUCCCGAACCGAGAAUCAUGGACUUCUCACCUGCAGUUUCAUACUCCAUGGCCAUGUUCACAAUGUAUACAAAACUUUGCAACUGAAAAAUUACUAAGGGAUCACAUGAGCACUGCACAUAAUUUGGUGCACUGCCGAUUAUGCCAUUUCCGUGUUGCUGAUGAUGACCUUUAUAAUUCACAUUUAUUUCAAAAGCAUAAUAUUACAAAUACAUCAACAAAAUCGAGCGACAUUCUCUGGGAUAUUCAGUACAAAGGUGCUCCAAAGUUUGCUUGUCGUUUAUGCUCCAAACCCAACGUGUUAAGUCGUACCUUCUUUAAUCAUUAUAUGGGGUACCACCAUUUCACGCUUAAAUGCUUCACUCAAAUCAUAUCUGGUACUGAUCCCCCAUUUGAUGUAAACGGCGCGGACUUAAGUAGCGAGUUUGUGAGUAAUGAGUUGAGUACUAAAACUGCAGUAGGCUAUGUAGAUCUUGAUAAAGAAACUCAUUUAAAAAUAGCGAUACAAGAGAAGCCCCAGAUUUCAAUGGAUGUGAAAGAUGAAGUGGUGAGCGAUGAAGAUACUAAAUCAGAGGAAGUGAAUGCAAAAUGUGAAAAGGAAGAGAGUAUAGUAAAGAAUUACAAAGGAGAUGAAGACUUUGAUGUGACUCUUAUGGAGAUGAUAGUUUUGCAAAAAUGCUACUUAAACCACAUAGAUGAACUUUUAAAUGACAAAAAUGGUGUUACGAAGAAUUCGUAUAUUGCUUAUGACAAGGCAUUGGACGAAAUGGAAAACUUUGAAUGUGCAAUAUGUAAAUCAAUAAUGACUGAUGUCCUAGAUUAUUAUCACCACCUUACCAAAAUGCAUAUAACUAAAUGCACACCAUACUAUAUGUGUAGGGUUUGUUCUAACACAUUUGAAACGUUAUCUGAUUUGGAAAGUCACGUAAUGCAGGAAAUUGGUGAAUUUGAUGACCUGUGGAUAUGUCAAUUCUGCGACAAAGAAUUCGAAAAUCGUGUGACCACUAGACGGCAUCUAGAAGAUCAUUUGCAAGAGAUGGAAUAUGAUAAUUGUUUCAGUCCUCAUUUGGGUUUCAAGUGCAGAUAUUGUCCAAUAUUGUUCUGGAAUGAGGGAGACAGAGAAACUCACCAGAUUAAAGUGCAUUUCAGUAUGCACAGAGAUGAUUAUUAUAAAUGUGAAAGCUGUGAUAAGCUUUUCAGUGAUCAGGUUUGGUUCUUACAUCAUUACUUGUCAGAACACCAAGAAAGCAACAGUAAAGUACCAACAUUCCUUUAUAAAUGCUGUUUGUGUUUAUUUUGCUUCCCGAGCAUUGAUGCUGUCCGCAGUCACUUCAGUGCUGAACAUCCGGAAGCGAGGAAGGUCUUCUGUUCGCUACCCCCUUGUAAAUAUAAACCACUGAGCCAAAGGAAGUCUUUUAAAAUUCACUUGAAGACCCUGCACUCUCCGAAGUCCCGCGGCGGGGGCUUAGUGGAAUGUCCCGUCUGCAGUCGAGAUUUCAAAAGUCAGAAAGCUUGCAACGCCCACAUCACGCAAAUGCAUGGCAUCGGCCGAUACAAGUGUAAGCUGUGCAAGGAAUCCCUUCAUUCUUCGGAUGAAAGGAAACUCCACUAUCUGAUCCGUCACCCGGGGCAGCACCCGUACACGUGCACGCAGUGCGGCAAGUCGUUCCAGUACAAGUCAUCAUUGUACAUGCACAAGCAGGAGCACAUGCCCAACAGACAGAACUUAACGUGCAAUUAUUGUAACAAGGUGUUCUUGAAGAAGGACUCGUUCCGCGAGCACCUACUGAUCCACGAGGGUCCGCAGCACGCCUGCUCCUACUGCCCCAUGCGGUUCGUGCAGCGCUCCAACAUGCUGCGCCACGAGCGGAGACACACCGGCGAGCGGCCCUACGCCUGUCCGCACUGCGAUCGGACCUUCGCGGACAAGGGAGCCUGCAACGCGCACGUCAGGUCGCACUCCAGAGAGACUAUGUACGCUUGUAUGUACUGUGGUCAGACUUUUGUACAGAAAUCAAAACUAACGUACCACGUGAGGAAACACACGGGGGAAAAUCUAGAGACGUGUUCCGUGUGUUCGAAGUUGUUCACAAGCGUCUGCUCCCUACGCGAACACAUGAAGACGCACGAAGAAAAGACAUUCAACGUUAAAUGUCCUUUAUGUGACAAGAAAUACCAAGACGAGCGUUACAUGCUGCGUCACCUGCGCACGGCGCACACGCGGGCGCGUUUCCCGUGUCCGCUGUGCGGGAAGUGCCUCAGCAGCUCCGUCGGGCUGAGGCUGCACGUCAUCACGCACGCUGAACUCAGCAUGUUCCAUUGCAAGGUCUGCCCGAAAGGUUUCUCGGUGAAGAAGACGAUGAUGAAACAUCUCCGUCGACGUCACGGCCUCAAAGGGACCGAAUUGAACAUUACGGAUUAUUAUAACAAACUGGAUCCCAGAGACUGCAAGCUCGGCCUCGACGAGGAGGUGAUGACCAGCAUCUUCGGUCCGCCGAAGAGGAUCGUUAACGACGUCCUGGUCGGGGACUUUGUUACUGUGCACAACCAGAGGAUCUCGAAGGCCGCGCGUCAGGCCGAGGCUUCCAAGUCUGAUGAAGAUGAUACCGAGGAAAACGAACCGACAGACAACGACGCGCCCGAACCGGAGGAGAGUGACCGCGAGAGCCAAGAAGAAGUGACCAAACAGCAUUUCGUUAGUAUCAAAAUGGAGAAAAUUGACAGCGAUACGGAAAACACACAGAACACAGUCGAACUGGAGCCCACUGAUUUUGUCAGCGUCAAAAUCGAACCCCUAGAUUCGAUUGAGGACAUCAACGAUUGAUGCGUUUCGGUUUGAAGAGCAGGGCAGCCGUUGUAACUAUACUGAGACCUUAGAACUUAUAUCUAAAGGUGGGUGGCGCAUGCACGUUGUAGAUGUCUAUGGGCUCUAGUAACCACUUAACACCAGGUGAGCUGUGAGCUCGUUUACCCGUCUAAGCAAUAAAAAAAAUGAUAAUUGUUAAUGGUGUGAUUUGUAAAAAUAUACUUAAAAGUUACACGCUAAAGUUAGGUGAAUAGUUUACUAAUUGGUCACACAACGCAGUGAAACGUUGAGUGUUGUAUAGGAAUCGUGUCGCAAGAAUAGAAUAAUUGUAAAAAAUACCUGAUCUAUAAAAGGUUCUGUGAAAAUUAGUAGUAGGAAGGAAGGAACACUAUAUGUGAGAGCAGAUAUAUACAACACAGUGAAGUUGAUAAUACUGGUUGAUUUUGUUUGAGCUAUAACAAAAGUGGGUAGUUAACAAAUUUCAAGAGGUAACGGAUAAUAGCAGAUAUUUAUUGUCUGUCGAAACAUUGUAUACAUUUACUAGGGUGAGAAUAACUUCUUAUCGUUUUAGCAUGCCUAAAGGAUAAGACGUCCGCUGCAUUCGUAUCUAACGAUGCACCGGUGUUCGAAUCCCGCAGGCGGGCACCAAUUUUUCUAAUGAAAUACGUACUUAACAAAUGUUCACGAUUGACUUCCACGGUGAAGGAACAAUAUCGUGUAAUAAAAAUCAAACCUGCAAAAUUAUAAUUUGCGUAAUUACUGAUGGUAGGACCUCUUGUGAGUCCGCGCGGGUAGGUACCACAGCCCUGCCUAUUUCUGCCGUGAAACAGUAAUGCGUUUCGGUUUGAAGGGUGGGACAGCCGUUGUAACUAUACUUGAGACCUUGAAACAGAUAUCUCAAGGUGGGUGGCGCAUUUACGUUGUAGAUGUCUAUGGACUAACCAGUUAACACCAGGUGGGCUGUGAGUUCGUUCGCCCACCUAAAGCAAUAAAAAAAAUUAUAUUUCGUGAAUUCAAAAGUAAUUUAACUCAGCCGCCACUAGGUUACCAGCUUUGUAACUGGGUUGUGUUCAUGAGAAAAGUAAGAAGAAACAAAGUAAGAAGAUAAAAACACAGGUUAUGUGUACUGUAGUAAACAACACUAUACACUACGGAGUAUACACUAUAGGAAUCCGAGCUUAGUGUAGCGAGAGAGAUGGCUCAACGCCGGAUCGAGUGGGAGAGAAUCGCACAGUCGAUUGCGCAUGGCGACACGUCGCCACACCGUACUCACUACUGCAUAUAGACUGUAUAUAUAUACCAACAUAUACGCUAGAAAUCGGUUUUACGUGCGGCUAUAGAUGUUUCACAUCAAAAAUAUUUAUUUAAAUAAACAAUACAAAAGGCUUUAAUAACGAAAAUUAUUUCAAUUAAAAAAAUGUAAAUGACAAACAAAACAGACUUUUCUUUGCAUAUUAUAUAAUAUGAUUAGGUUGUGGUGAUGCGCCGCUUUACUAGCUAGAUUAGUAUUGUCGAGUUUAAAUUUUCAUUCAAUUUUCAAUGUUUCAAACGGUGAAAAAAAAAAAACAGUUUUCAUGACCAUAGCAGACUAAUUCGAGAUUUAAUCAUGGGACUGUUUUUUUUUGUAUUUCAUUAUUGUUACUAUUCAAUAAAACUCAAUUCUUGAGGUCACAUAGACAUUUUUCUUUUCACAAAUACGGUACUUACAUAAUGAGUUGAGUAUUAAGUUGUUAAAGAAAACGCACAAUUAUUAGUAUUCAUAGGUAGAUAAAAACAGCGCAAUGAACAACUAAGUUUUUUUAUGUCCAUACAUUUUUAAUUAUGUAUUGGGUUUGUCAGAAAAUUGACGAUAUUUUUUGCCAUGAGUAGAUUAACCAUUAAUAUCGUACAUUAUCAUUAUUUUUGUGAUAAUUUUACAUCUUCCUUCGACAACAAACAUUAAACAUCUGUGUCACAUAUAGUUUUUAAAAUAGCAAUAUCAUUUCAAGGGGGGUUAUUUCUCGGAUUUAAUUAAUUGUAAGUAAAUUACUUUAUGUAUGAAGUUAGAUGUAACAAUUGAUAGUGCAAUGCAGUGAUUAGUUUUAAGUUAAUUUUCUGAUUAAAAUAAGCCUGUUAAAGUGAUUUAGAUGUUAAUAAACGUUAUUUUAAUUUUCAUCUUAAUUUUCUUUGUAUAUAAUAUAUUAUUCUACUGGUA